GCUGUAUCGUCCAUUCAAAUAUCCACAAAAAUUCUCUCAAGACCCCUUCCCCCACUUUCCUUAUCCUUCCUAUCGCAUGUCAGAAAACGGCUUUUCAAGCCUACAGAAAUAUGCCCCACGUCACGUUUAUCGGCCUUCCUUCUGAAAUACUCGAGCAGAUCCUAUUCUCCUGUGAUCCCAUCGACGUCGCCUCAUUCGCCCAGGUGUCUCGUUUAUCUCGCGAGCUCGUGUACAAUACCUCUGAUGCUCACUUUUGGCGUGAGCUCUAUCUCGCGCAGGCUCUUGACGAUCCCAGGACUGCUGUCACACGUCUUGGGACAGCGAGACUGAAUAUAGAUUGGAGAGGCGAACUGCAAAGGAUUAUCAGGGCGAGGACAGUCGUCAAUAAUAUCGCUCUCUGCAGGCCUCAUGAACGGUGCACCAUAAUUCAAACUUUGCUCGACAUGGUGUGCAAUGUCCGCCCGAGCCCCUAUGCAGACAGCGAUCAGAUAUCCGAUAACAUCGAGUGGGUCAAGGCACUACUGGGCGGCGGUUAUUUCCUCCAUCACCGUCGCUGGCAGAUAUCUUUCCAAGAGGAACAGCUCAGGGCUCAUCUGCACACGUGCUUUGGGCUCACGCAUCAUGAUACGACGCUGAUGUCGAGGACAGAGUCCCGUGCGAUCGUGUAUAAUCUACAACACUACGGACCGCAGAAUGAGUAUGGGCCAUAUAUGAUGGAUGGGAGUGGAAGAGUAGACUGGGUGAUCAUGCAGGCCAUUCAUCACGUAUUGUCUAUGCAUCUCUAUGAUGCCAAUGAGGACGAGGAAGAUGAUUUCGAGUACGAUAUCUUUCCGAUGAGUCUUCCCUAUGUCCAGAGUAUCAUUCCUCGUGGCUUGAAUCUCGAUGAAGACGAAGAUUGGGCAGACGUAGAAGGGUUGUGGCAGAUAGCUUAUUGUUUCAUGGAUCAUCGUGACUUGCUGCGCUUCAACAACUACGAUCAAGCAAAUCAAGGCGAGCUGAAUUAUAGUGUCUUUGAGGGUGAAUUUGAAGAAACGUAUCGUACUGUGGACGUUUAUUUUCGUGUUAUCAAUGUCGAGCCUGAUCCCGCUCAUCCAACCCGACCGGUGAUAAAUUACGUUGGUGAAAUGGACGGCCACUUUACUGUCAUGGGGUGGGUCAAACUUACACCUGAUAAUCAAAUACGUUGGCACUUUGUUGCAGGAGAGCACGGGCAAUUUGUUUGGAGUGGAGAUGCGAUUCAAGUUGGUAACGUUCGCUCGCCUUUUGGCGUCUGCGGAGCAUGGACAACUGUGUUUCACGAUCCUUCGGAUCCCAUAGGUCCCUUUUACAUGCAAAGAAACUAUUCAUUUGACGAUGAUUAUGGAAUGCGAGAAUGAGGACGCGUGUAGGAAUCUUUUUUUUGGGAAACAUAUGCAUUCCAAUAUGUUAUGGUAACCUCCUGUAAUGCUUUCAUGCUAGAGUAGUAUUCAUGUAUGCAAAUUCUAAAGCUGGGCACUCGUCUAGGCAUUUCCUGUGG
This is a messenger RNA of Serpula lacrymans var. lacrymans S7.9, 1516 nucleotides long. RefSeq lists its product as uncharacterized. Bases 111 to 1376 code for a protein of 421 amino acids. Gene Ontology annotation, molecular function: protein binding. Lineage: Eukaryota; Fungi; Basidiomycota; Agaricomycetes; Boletales; Serpulaceae. The record is from RefSeq and is a predicted model, not a curated record. The transcript has 6 exons.